Molecule: messenger RNA, 1178 nt
Organism: Habropoda laboriosa
Lineage: Eukaryota; Metazoa; Arthropoda; Insecta; Hymenoptera; Apidae
Gene: hoka
Exons: 3
Coding region: 100-387 (95 amino acids)
Source: RefSeq, a predicted model, not a curated record
UUAACGUAAUUUGAACGUUUUCACUUAAUUAUUCUAUCUGCAAGUGUUUUUUGAUUUAAUUGGAUUAUUUACCGUCGUUUGCACAUUUUUUAUAAGACAAUGUGUUCCAAAAAGUUAUUGUGUUACAUUACCAUUGGUUUGUUAAUCAUGGGUGUCUUUAUGGAUGGAGUUGAAGCAAGACGUAAAAUUUUAAGGGGUCGAAAAACGAUUACAAGACGUUAUUACUGGGGAACCGCGAUACCAGCAUGGUCUAUAGUACUUCUGAUAGGAAUCAGCAUGCUGAUUGCCGGUGGUGGACUAUAUGUACUGUUACAAAAAUUCGUAAUUGACAAUGCUACUGCUGGGGAAAGACAUUCGUAUCAACCUGCAUUGCAAAACGAGGCUUAAAACUAUUUAAUUAGUGCUCGUUGGAUCAUCCAUUCAUUUAUACUUCAGCAAGGACGUAGACCACAUUAAAACGUUUUGGCAGAAAAAAUUUUAUAUGAACACAGUGACAAUGUAUUAUUUAUUUUUAUAUCAUUCUGCCUUUGACAAUGGUUUAUUAUUUUAAUGUCACUAAUUGAUUAUUGAAAAUGAUAUCGCUAUUCGUACAAUCACAUCCCUUGCAGCCUUUUUUUUAUCAGCACAGACUCGGGAAAUAUCAUUUUAUAAAUUACGUAUUAUUUAUAUAUUGUUAUGUCAUCGAAAGAUUCGUAAAUUAUAACAAUUACCGUUUAAUGCACAGGACGAUCGAAAAUCAUUAUAUUUCGUUUUGUACAUUCUGAUAAAAGAGAAUUAUUAGUUUUCCGGCUCGUUAGAUUAUUCGUUCAAUAUGUAUUAUACAUUAGAGUCAAUUAUUAAUUGGUAUGAAAGAAAGAAGAUCUAUAAUUUAAAAUUCCCUGCGAUGAUACUUGUCAGGAUCAAAGUAUGAUGUCACGACAACGCGAUUAUUGAACUUUCGUCCUGUAAGAGUCUGCUGUGCUUUCUGGCAGUCAAUCACACUAUUAAAUUCGACGAAUACCUACAACAAAAAUAACAAAUAAAUUUUUUUAAUAUAUGUUUGCAAACCAAAAGAAAUUAUGAUUUAUUUAUAUUAUUAAACAUACUUUCCCACAUCCAGGUACAUCAACACCUUCUAUAGGUCUUGGUAUUUCCACAGAUCGAACUACACCAUAUUUAUUACAUUCUUCUUUAAUGUC